CGGGCGGCAGCGGCGGUCACUGCGGGCUCGGGGGUCGUGGGGAGCUGGCGGUUUGCUCCUGGGAAAGUUGUGCUACGCUUUAUCGUCGCAGCCAUGAUAAAGGGCUGCUGAUUGCUCCACCGUGCUCUUACUGAAGUGAAAAAGGUGUUCUUUUUUUCUGUGUAUGUGUCUCUGUGAAUAGAGCGACACGAUGGCGGACAGCGAAGGAUCGUCGGAGCAGGAUGAUGUUUCGUUCCUCCGCACGGAGGACAUGGUGUGCCUCUCCAGCACGGCCAUCGGAGACCGCGUGUGUCUCGCCGCGGAGGGCUUCGGUAACAGGACCUGCUUCCUCGAGAACAUCGCUGACAAGAACAACCCUCCGGACCUAUGCCAGGGCGUCUUCCUCAUCGAGCAGGCCCUGUCCGUCCGCGCCCUGCAGGAGCUGGUCACCGCGGCCGCCAGCGAAGAGGAGCAGGGGAACGUUGGCAAAGGCACCGGGUCAGGGCAUCGGACGCUCCUGUAUGGCAACGCGGUUCUCCUCAGGCACAUGAACUCGAUGAUGUACCUCGCCUGCCUGUCCACGAGCUCGUCCAGGGACAAGCUAGCCUUCGAUGUGGGUCUCCAGGAGCACUCCAUGGGGGAGUCGUGUUGGUGGACCAUUCACCCGGCCAGCAAGCAGCGGUCUGAGGGCGAGAAGGUGCGAGUGGGCGACGACCUCAUCCUCGUCUCCGUGGCCACCGAGCGAUACCUGCAAGCGACGCGCGAGGACGAGCAGAGCAUCGUCAACGCCUCCUUCCACGUCACCCACUGGUCCGUCCUUCCCUUCGGCACCGGCCUCUCCAGACUCAAGUUUGUCGCGUGUGUCUUCGGCGGGGAGGUGUUGCGUUUCUUCCAUGGCGGGGACGAGUGCCUCUCCAUCCCGUCCACGUGGAGCGAACAGCCGGGCCAGAACAUCGUGGUGUACGAGGGCGGCUCCGUCACCUCUCAGGCCCGCUCCCUCUGGCGUCUCGAGCUGGCCAGGACCAAGUGGGCGGGCGGCUACAUCAACUGGUUCCACCCGAUGCGCAUCCGACACAUCACCACGGGCAGAUACCUCGGCAUCACGGACCAGAAUGAACUCGUGCUGCUCCACAGGGAUGAGGCAACUCUCGCAGCCACGUCUUUCUACCUGCGCGAGGAGAAGGACGACAACAAAGUGCUUCUCGAGGACAAGGACUUGGAGGUGAUCGGCGUCCCGCUCAUCAAGUACGGCGACUCCACGGUCAUCAUGCAGCACGUCGACACUGGACUCUGGCUUUCGUACAAGGCGUUUGAGAUCAAGAAGAAGGGCGUCGGCAAGGUGGAGGUGAAACAGGCGACGCUGCAGGAGGAAGGGAAGAUGGACGACGGGAUGGUCUUCUACAGGAGUCAGGAGGAGGAGUCCCGCACCGGCCGCGUCAUCCGCAAGUGUUCGCACCUGUUCAACAUGUUCAUCAAAGGCCUCGACAGCAUCCAGACAUCUCGCCGCAUCUCCAUCCUGCUAAAGAUGGUCAACCUGAAGGAGAUGAUUCACUGCCUCGAGGAUCUGAUCAACUACUUCGCCUACCCUGAGGAUGACCUUGAGCACAACGAACGCCAGGUGUCCCUCCGCGCCCUCAGGAACCGCCAGGACUUGUUCCAGCAGGAGGGCAUCCUCAACCUGAUCCUGGACGCCAUCGACAAGAUCACCGUCAUCACUGCCCAGGGCUUCAUGGUGGCUCUGGCUGGCGAGGAGUCUGGCCAGGACUGGGACAUCAUCUCCGGUUACCUCUAUCAGCUGCUGGCCGCCGUCAUCAAGGGCAAUCACACCAACUGUUCGCAGUUCGCCAACAGCCACCGCCUAAACUGGCUGUUCUCCCGCUUGGGGUCAGCUGGAGAGGGCACCGGCAUGCUGGAUGUGUUGCACUGCGUCCUCGUCGACUCCCCCGAGGCACUCAACGUGAUGAAGGAGGAGCACAUCAAAGUGAUCAUCGCCCUUCUCGAGAAGUACGGCCGCGACCCCAAGGUGCUGGACGUCCUCUGCUCGCUGUGUGUGGGCAACGGGACGGCCGUGCGCUCCUCGCAGAACAAUAUCUGCGACUACCUCCUGCCAGGCCGCAACCUGCUGCUUCAGACCCAGCUGGUGGACCAUGUGUCGAGCGCGCGGCCCAACAUCUUCGUGGGCCAGGUGGAGGGAUCCGCCAUCUACCAGCGGUGGUACUUCGAGGUGACGCUGGACCACAUCGAGCAGUCUUCCCACCUGCCGCCGCACCUCCGCAUCGGCUGGGCCAACACCAAGGGCUACGUCAGCUACCCCGGCGGCGGCGAGAAGUGGGGCGGCAACGGCGUGGGCGAUGACCUCUACUCCUACGGCUUCGACGGCUCCUUCCUGUGGACCGGCGGCCGCUACACCCUCGUCAACCCCCUCGAGUCGGAGCCACUCAUCAAGAAGGGUGAUGUUAUCGGCUGUGCCCUCGACCUCACCGUGCCCAUCAUCACCUUCUACGUGAAUGGUCGCCAGGUGAACGGCGCCUUUACGGGCUUCAACCUGGACGGCAUGUUCUUCCCUGUCGUGUCUGCCUCUGCCAAGCUCAGUGCGAGGUUCCUGCUGGGAGGAGAGCAUGGUCGCCUAAAGUACCCGCCGCCGGAUGGCCACUCAACUGUGUCCGAGUGCCUCCUUCCCUUCCAGACCCUUGCCAUCGACCCAUGCUUUUACUUCGGUGAACAGCACAAGGGCAUCUUGGCGGGGCCACUGCCAAUACAGGAUGACCUGGUCUUCGUGCCCAAGCCUGUGGACACCAAUCACAUCCAGCUGCCAGGGUACAUCGAGCAGGUGCGGGACAAGUUGGCGGAGAACAUUCAUGAGAUGUGGGCAAUGAACAAGAUCGAGCAGGGGUGGACUUACUCGGAGAGGCGAGACGACCUACGACUCCACCACCCGUGCCUCACCUCCUUCGAAAAGCUGCCGACCAGCGAAAAACGAUACGAUGCCACUCUUGCCCUCCAGACCCUCAAGACAGUGCUGGCCCUGGGUUACCAUAUCACACUGGACAAGCCACCGAGUCGUAUCCGCUCACUCAGGCUGCCCAAUGACCCCUUCCUGCAGUCCAACGGGUACAAGCCACAGCCCCUUGACCUUUCCCAGGUGAGUCUGACGCCCAAGCUGGAGGAGUUGGUGGACCAGCUUGCAGAGAACACACACAACAUCUGGGCCAGCGAGCGCAUUCAGCAAGGGUGGACCUAUGGCCUCAAUGAAGACCCAGACAUGCGCCGCUCGCCCCAUCUGGUUAGUUAUCUCAAUGUGGAUGACGCCAUCAAGAAGGCCAACCGCGACACAGCCUCCGAGACCAUCCGAACUCUACUGGUAUACGGUUAUCUGCUGGAACCGCCGCCUGGAGACCAGGCCGAAGGUGCGGCAGCUGCUGAGGCCAACAAUCUGCAUGGCACUGGCCACCGCACCUAUCGCCUCGAGAAACCCAACGCCGUCACUUCGGGCAAGUGGUACUUUGAGAUGGAGGUGCUGACGUCAGGGCCCAUGCGUAUUGGCUGGGUGGAGGUGAACAGUCAGCCCGGCAAAGAGCUGGGCAGCGACGACAAGUCCUGGGCCUUUGACGGCUUCCGUGAAGAGAAGUGUUAUGCGAACGUUGUGGACAGCUACGGUCACAAGUGGCAGGUUGGCGACGUAGUGGGCGUGUGCCUUGACUUGGUCGACAGAACAAUCAGCUUCUCCCUCAAUGGAGAGCUGAUGAUGGAUGCAAGUGGCUCUGAGACAGCCUUCAACGAGGUGCAGGGUGAUGCCUUUGUGCCCGCCUGCACCCUGGGUGUCGGCCAGCGGGCACACCUUGUCUUCGGGCAGGACAUCAACCAGCUCAAGUUCUUCACCACCUAUGGCCUUCAAGAGGGAUAUGAACCUUUCUGUGUGAACAUGGAGCGGCCCGUCACCUUCUGGUACACCAAGGACCAGCCCAUCUUCGAGAACAACGACGACUUCCACGACUCCACCAUCGAAGUAACGCGCAUCCCCGCAGGCUCCGAGACUCCGCCCUGCCUCAAGAUCGCCUCCAAGAUGUUUGAGCAGUGCGAGAAGGCCAACUGGGAGUUCCUGAGGGUGUCUCUUCCAGUGGUUUGCGAUGACGUCUUUAUUGAAGAGGAAGAGAAGGCCCAAAAAUGGCUUGAGGUGAGGAAGCGUCAACACACCCUGAAGCACGGCGAGGUCCAGCCCUCCAUCGCCUUCCAGAGUUCCUUGGUGGACACUGGCUUCUCGCUCUCCGACAUCAAGGAGCUACACUACAGCAACGAGGAGGGUGUGGAGGCAGACGAGGGCAUCGCCAGAAAGGCGGCCCCAGCUGAGAAACCAGUCACAGACGCAGCAGGCAAACUAACGACAGAGCAAACUGGUGUGACUGAGGAUACAGCAACGACAGAUGCAGCUGACAGGAAGAAGCGCGGCAAGUCUCCAUUCAGGUUUUUCAGUAAGAAGCGCGAUGCAAGCAAUGAGCGUGCUAGGAGCAAGGGCCGCACACCUGAACCUGGCAGCAACACCUUGGAGGUUCCACGGCCCCCGAGGAAGAACCGCUCCCCCUCUUUGCGUGUGGCCCAGGGUGGUGACGGCAAGUUAAUGCCGCCUGCCAUCCCCGAGAGGCAGACUGUGACAGAGGAGUCACGAGAGGAGGAAAUGUUUGACGCAGAGUGCCUCAAGCUGAUGAACGAGUAUUUCUACGGCGUCAGGAUCUUCCCCGGCCAGGACCCCGCACACGUCUAUAUCGGGUGGGUCACCACGCAAUACCAUAUCCAUGACACCGCCUUCGACCAGUCCAAGGUCCGCUCCGUCAUCGUGCAGGAGUACACUGAAGAAGGACACAUCCAGAGCGCUGUUGAGCGUCACAGCUGCUACAUGUUCCGCGCGGAUGAGCUGCACGCAGAGGUUUCGUCAGACACUGGAGGUAAGGGCGCCUCACAGGGCAUGUUCAUCGGUUGCUUCAUCGACACUGCGACGGGCUUCAUCACACUGCAGUGUGACGGCAAGGAGACACGCCACAAGUAUCGCAUGGAGCCCGGCACCAAGCUGUUCCCCGGUGUGUUCCUGGAGCCUACGAGCAAGGAGGUACUGCAGAUUGAGCUGGGCCGCACCCCCACCACCCUACCUCUCAGCGCCGCCGUCCUGCAGAACAGCGACAAACAUGUGAUUCCGCAGAUGCCGCCGCGACUGAAGGUCCAGAUCCUCAAGCCCCAUGAGUGGUCACGCGUUCCCAACACUUCUCUCAAGAUCCACGCCCUCAAGCUAUCAGACAUCCGUGGCUGGUCCAUGUUAGCUGAGGACGCUGUGCCUAUGCUGGCCUUGCACAUCCCAGAGGAGGAUCGCUGCAUUGACAUCCUUGAGUUGAUAGAGUACGACAAGUUACUGAGCUUCCACGCACACACACUCGCUCUGUACUGCGCUGUGUGUUACCAAAGCAAUUACCGCGCGGCCCACACACUCUGCUCACAUGUGGACCAGAAGCAACUCCUCUAUGCCAUGCAGUCUGAGUACAUGUCUGGCCCACUCAGGAUGGGCUUCUACAACUUGCUCAUCUCCCUUCACCUCGAGAGCUUUGCCAAUACAAUGGAGGUGACACAAAAUGAGUUCAUCGUGCCACUGAGCAGUGACCUGAAGGAGAUCUACUCCGAGGAGGGGAUGGGCAACUCCAUGGCCGCCACGCACACAGAGUCCGUCCGGCCCCUCAUGACCAUGUCCGACAUCAGUGGACAACCCGUCAUCCCAGACCAUCUCUCUCUCCACUCUGCUCCUGGCCUUAUCAAUAUUUCCUUCGGCGGCCACUCCAGCUCCAACAUCGAAACCAUCAAGGGCCUCUCGUCCCCACACUUCCCGCUAGACGUGGCGCGAGAGUUCGUCAUGUACGCCCUGUCUGAGGCCGUCAAAGCCAACCAGGUCCACAACAGGGACCCCAUCGGUGGCUCCAAUGAGAACCUUUUUGUGCCACUGCUGAAGCUGGUUGACAAACUACUGCUGGUGGGCAUUCUGCAGGAUGACGAUAUCAUCAAGUUGCUCAUCAUGAUUGAUCCACGCACGUGGGAUCCUGACUUUGAUCCAGAGAAGGACGAGAACCGCAAGGGCCUAGUGGACAUGAAGAUCGCAGAGGGUGUAAAGCUUGAGAUGUGUUAUGUUCUUCACCACCUCCUCGACCUUCAGAAGAGGCACCGCGUUGAGAGCCUCAUUGCCUUCGCUCAUGACUACGUGGGUGAGAUCCAACAAGAUCAACUGAGGCGGUACAUUGAGAUCAAGCAGUCAGACCUUCCCUCCUCUGUGGCCGCCAAGAAGACUCGUGAGUUCCGCUGUCCACCACGUGAACAGAUGAACGCCAUCCUGGGCUUUAAGAACCUGACUGAUGAAGAGCUGGAGGAGACACCGUGCGGGGAAGAUCUCAGGAUAAAAUUGUCGGAGUUCCACGGUGCUCUGAUGUGCAAGGCGAAGAUUCCUGGUGGAUCUGAGGAGGAGGGUGAGGCUGAGGAGACUCCACCACCAUCGUCCAAGGGUGUGAUGUCGAAGUUCCUGGCUGUGAUGGGCGGCCACAAGGAGGAGGUGGUCGAGGAGGCACCUCCUGAGGAGCCUGCCCCCCUGGACGCCGCUGACAAGUUCAAGAAGGUGCUCGUGGAGACCAUUGUGCGUUGGGCCUGCGAGUCAUUCAUUGAGAAAGCUGUCCUCAUCCGGGAGAUGUUUAGUUUGCUGCUGCGCCAGUACAACAGCGUCGGGGAGAUGAUGGCAGCGCUGGAGAAGACGUAUGUGAUCAGCAGCAACACCAAGAAAGAUGUGGAGACGCUGUGGCUGUGCCUGAGCAAGGUGCGCGCCCUGUUGCCUGUACAGAUGUCCCAAGAGGAAGAGGGCCUCAUGCGUGAACUGCUCUGGACUCUCGUGAACAACCACAUCUUCUUCCAACACCCUGACCUCAUCCGUAUCCUGUGUGUGCAUGAAAACGUGAUGGCCGUCAUGAUGAACACGCUGGGCCGCCGCGCACAGGCCGUCGGCGAGACGCAGACGCAGGAAGGAGAAGUGACACAGACUAAGGAGAAGGAUACCUCGCACGAGAUGGUGGUCGCGUGCUGCAAGUUCCUCUGUUACUUCUGCCGGACGGGACGCCAGAACCAGAAGGCGAUGUUCGACCACCUGCCCUUCCUGCUGGAGAACUCGGACAUCCUGCUGUCCCGCCCGUCCCUGCGUGGCACCACCCCCCUCGACGUGGCCUACUCCUCCCUCAUGGAUAACACGGAGCUGGCCCUCGCCCUCAGGGAGCACCACCUGGAGAAGAUUGCCGUGUACCUGUCCCGUUGUGGCCUCCAGAGCAACAGUGAGCUUGUGGAGAGGGGUUAUCCUGACCUCGGCUGGGACCCUGUGGAAGGAGAGAGAUACCUUGACUUCCUCAGGUUCUGCGUUUGGGUGGGAGGUGAGAGCGUUGAGGAGAACGCCAACCUGGUGAUCCGUCUGCUGAUCCGCCGCCCUGAGUGUCUGGGCCCUGCGCUCAGAGGCGAGGGCGAGGGACUGCUGCGCGCCAUCAUUGAUGCCAACAAGAUGUCAGAGCGCAUCUCCACCCAACGUCUUGGUGCCGAAGCUGAGGGUGCCGUGCCUGUCGACCACCCGAUGCCAGCUGGUGAUGACGAUGAGGACUACAUCGACACGGGCGCCGCCAUCCUCAACUUCUACUGUACCCUUGUGGAUCUGAUGGGCCGCUGUGCUCCCGAAGCCAAUGUGAUCGCGCAAGGCAAGAAUGACAGCCUGCGAGCUCGUGCCAUCUUGCGUUCCCUGGUGCCUCUUGAGGACUUGCAGGGUGUGUUGUCCCUCCGCUUCACACUCUCCAACACGGCUGCCGAGGAGGGCCGUAGCGACAUCCCACCCGGCCUCAUCCCAGCCCACAAGCAGAGCAUUGUCCUCUUCCUGGAACGUGUGUACGGCAUGGACGACAAGGAGCUCUUCUACUCCCUCCUAGAGAAUGCCUUCCUACUUGACCUGCGCGCCGCCACCUCCCUCGACAAGUCUGAUGGAUCUGAGUCUGAGAUGGGCCUGGCACUGAACCGGUAUAUCGGCAACUCCAUUCUGCCAGCGCUCAUCUCACACUCCAACUUCUACGCCGAGGCAGACCAGCAUGCGCCUCUUCUUGAUGCCACGCUGCACACUGUGUACCGCCUCUCCAAGUGCAAGAUCCUGACAAAAGGGCAGCGUGAGGCAGUGUCUGACUUCCUGGUGGCCCUCACCCGCGAGAUGCAACCCGCCGCCCUUCUGCCGCUCCUCCGCAAGCUCACCAUCGAUGUCUCCAAGCUCUCUGAGUACACCACCGUUGCUCUUAGGCUGCUGACACUUCACUACGAGCGGUGCGGCAAGUAUUACGGCACGUCAUCCAACACCCCAGGCACGGCAUCAGAGGAGGAGAAGCGGCUCACCAUGAUGCUCUUCACCAACAUCUUCGACUCCCUCGCUAAGAUGGAGUACGACCCAGAGCUCUUCAGCAAGGCGCUGCCGUGUCUGUCAGCUAUCGGGUGCUCGCUGCCACCUGACUACUCUCUGACUCACGGCCAUGAGGAGGAGCUGUACAACACAUCCUCCAGUGCUGAGGGACCCUACAUGCCUACACCCAUUGACAUCGCAGAUGUUCACGUGGAUGAAGACAUCCAGGACUUGAUCAAGAAGUUCAGUGAGCACUACCAUGACGCCUGGGCCUCGCGGAAGCUGGAGAGUGGCUGGACCUAUGGUGAGACGUGGUCGGGUGAGGAAAAGCUGCACCCGAGACUGAAGCCCUUCAACAUGCUGUCCGACUAUGAGAAGGAGCGCUAUCGUGAGCCGGUGCGGGACGCCAUCAAGGCACUGCUGGCCAUCAAGUGGAAGAUUGAGUACGAGAGUGAGGGUGUGCCCACAGGGGGACGAGAACAGCUGCACCGCCAGGACACUUCUGACCUGUACAACUACAACCCACAACCUGUCGACAUGACCAACCUGGCGCUGUCCAGGGAGAUGCAGAACAUGGCUGAGCGGCUGGCUGAGAACGCACAUGAUAUUUGGGCCAAGAGGAAGAAGGAGGAGCUGGAGGCGUGCGGUGGCGGCAUCCACCCACAGAUGGUGCCAUACGACAUGCUCACAGAGAAGGAGAAGCGCAAGGACCGCUUCCGCUCUGUGGAGCUGCUCAAAUACCUCCAGUUUAUGGGAUACAAACUCACCAGGGGCCAUGGUGAUGGUGAGGAUGCUGGCGGCGCAUCAGGGGCUGUGGAGCGUCGCUUUGCCUACAGUCUUUUGGAGAAGCUGCUGCAGUACCUCGACUCUGCAGCCAUCAACAUGAAACUCUUGAAGCCAUCAUCCAACUUCUCACGACGCAGCUCCUUCAAGACCUCCACCAAAGAUGUCAAGUUCUUUUCAAAGGUGGUGCUGCCUCUGAUGGAGAAAUACUUCAGCACUAACCGCAACUACUUCCUGGCGGUGGCGAUGACUAACAACAUGGUGGGAAGCGCGUCCCUCAAAGAGAAGGAGAUGGUUGCCUCACUCUUCUGCAAGCUGGCUAAUCUCAUGCGGACCAAAAGCACCUGCAUCGGCUCGGACACAAAGGUCACCGUGAAGUGUCUGCAGGUGAUAGUCCGAUCAAUAGAUGCCAAGACGCUAGCCAAGAGUCUGCCCGAGUUCGUUCGCACAUCAAUGCUCACCUUCUUCAACAAUGCUGCUGUGGACCUCGAGCACUGCAUCAUCUGUCUGCAGGAGGGUAAAUACGCCUAUAUCCGCGGGACGCACCUCAAAACCUCCUCCUCCCUCAACUACAUCCAGACGGUGCUGCUGCCGGUGCUCAGUUCCCUCUUCGACCACACCGCUGCUUGCGAGUUUGGCCAAGACCUCCUACUGGACGAGAUCCAGGUGGCCUGCUACAAGAUCCUGUCGGCCCUCUACCAGCUUGGGACGGACCUCAGCCUCGACGGUGGCAAGACAUUCAUGAAGAAGGAGCUAAACCGCCACAGGCCCUCCAUUGGGAACUGCCUAGGAGCCUUCUCUGCCACCUUCCCUGUCGCCUACCUCGAGCCCAUGAUGAACAAGAACAACCCUUGGAGCAUCCACAACCGCAUUGCCGACCAGUCCCUCGAAGCUCAGGAAAUCAUUGCCAAGAUGGACACAGCAAUGCCCACGCUGGAGGCGGUGCUGAAGCAGGUGGAGAAGUUUGUGGAGGAGGAGUCGAAGCACAUUGACAUGCCAUACAUUAUCGAUGUGAUCCUGCCCAUGCUGUGCUCCUACCUCCCCUUCUGGUGGAACCAAGGCCCUGACAACGUGAACCCCUCUGAAGGGAACCACGUGUCCAUGGUGACCUGUGAGCACAUGAAUCAACUGCUGCGUCUCGUGCUGCGGCUCAUCAUGUACAAUGUUGGAGUGGAGAAUGCACCCUGGAUGACCCGUAUCGCUGGCUACACACAGCAAAUUAUCAUUAAUUCAUCCGAGGAGCUGCUCAAAGACCCUUACCUUCCUCUGGCUGACCGAGUCCACAAGCGUACAGAGCACAUGUUCAACAAGGAAGAGAAUCUGCGCGGCUUCCUCAAAUCCACUACAGAAGACACAAGUCAGGUGGAGAGUCAGCUGCAGGAGGAGUGGCAGCUGCUGACGCGAGACAUUUACGCCUUCUACCCGCUGCUCAUCAAGUACGUGGACCAACACCGCAACUACUGGCUCAAGAACGACGUACCAGAGGCUGAGGACGUGUAUAACAGAGUGGCACAAAUCUUCCACAUCUGGUCCAACUCACAGUACUUCAGGCGUGAGGAAACCAACUUCAUCAGUCAGAAUGAGAUUGACAACAUGACCCUCAUUAUGCCCACUGCCUCCUCGCGUAGUCGCCAGAGCACUGCCCCUGACCCAGUAUCCAGCGGUGGUAGCAAGGUCAAGAAAAAGAAGAAGCGCUCAGGAACCAAGAAAACUAACAAGGAGAAGGAGCUUGCCUCAUCGCUGAUGGUGGCAUGUCUCAAGCGUCUGUUGCCCGUCGGCCUCAACCUGUUUGCAGGGCGUGAGCAGGAGAUCGUCCAGCACUGCAAGGAAAAGUUUCUGGCGAAAAUAUCAGAGAGUGAGAUCCUGGACUUUGUCAAAACACAACUCACACUGCCAGACAAGUUCGACCCAUCAGAUUCCAUGAACUGGCAACACACGCUCUACUCGCGGCUGGGUGGAGGCAGAACCCCCCGUGAGGAGGAUGAGGACAAGAAGCUAAUGCCCACCAUCGAUAACACCGUAGAUCGCAUCGUGGCCAUGGCCAAAGUGCUCUACGGCCUCCACAUCGCCUGUACCCCCCCUGCCUCUGGCACGGGCUGGAGGAAACUGCUGUCGUUUGCCCGCAAGCGAGCUGCCAUCGCCUGCCUCCGCUCCGUGCCCUUCUAUAACAUCCGCAGGCAUCGCGCUGUCAACCUCUUUCUCCGGACCUACCGCGAGUACUGGCUGUCGGACGAGAAUGUGGGCCAGGAGGUGGUCAUUGAGGACCUCACACAAUCCUUUGAGGAGGCUGAGAGUAAGAAGAAGGAGGUUGAGGAGGAGGAGGGUAAGCCUGACCAGUUGACGCAGCUGGUGACCACAUUCAGCCACAAGGCCACCACGGAACACACAGGCGUCUUGGCCGAGGACCCGCUCUACAUGUCGUACGCAGAGAUUAUGGCCAAAUCUUGUGGCGAAGAGGAAGAGGAGGGAGACGAUGAAGGUGGAGGAGAGGAGGAUGGCGGUAACGAGGACCCUGCAGCUGCUCUUAAUGAACAAGAGUUGGAGAAGCAGAAGCUCUUGUUCCACCAAGCCCGCCUGGCCAACCGCGGUGUGGCCGAGAUGGUGCUGCUUCAUGUGUCCGCUGCCCGCGGCCAACCCUCGGAGAUGGUCAUGACGACACUCAAGCUGGGCAUUGCCAUCCUGCGCGGUGGCAACGUUGAAGUGCAGGCGGCCAUGCUGAACUACCUCAAGGAGAAGAAAGAUGCAUCAUUCUUCCUGUCUAUUUCUGGCCUCAUGAGCUCAUGCUCUGUGCUAGACCUGGAUGCCUUUGAGCGCAACACUAAGGCCGAGGGGUUGGGCGUGGGUGCUGAUGGUUGUGCAGGAGAGAAGAACAUGCACGAUGCGGAGUUCACCUGUGCAUUGUUCCGCUUCAUCCAGCUCACCUGUGAAGGUCACAACCUGGACUGGCAGAACUACCUGAGGACGCAGGCCGGCAACACCACCACCGUGAACGUGAUCAACUGCACUGUCGAUUACCUGCUGCGCCUCCAAGAGUCCAUUAUGGACUUCUACUGGCACUACUCUUCUAAGGAGAUCAUUGACCCCUCUGGCAAGUCCAACUUCUUCAAGGCCAUUGGUGUGGCCAGUCAGGUUUUCAACACACUGACUGAGGUGAUCCAGGGUCCAUGUGUGGGCAACCAGCAGACUUUGGCUCACUCCCGUCUAUGGGACGCUGUUGGUGGCUUCCUGUUCCUGUUCGCCCACAUGCAAGACAAGCUAAGCAAACACUCCUCCCAGGUGGACCUUCUAAAAGAACUGCUCAAUCUACAGAAGGACAUGGUCAUCAUGAUGCUGUCCAUGCUGGAAGGAAACGUGGUGAAUGGCACCAUUGGUAAGCAGAUGGUGGACACACUGGUGGAAAGUGCUUCCAACGUCGAGCUGAUUCUGAAGUACUUCGAUAUGUUCCUUAAACUGCGGGACCUGACCAGCUCCACCACCUUCCAGGAGCUGGACAUGAACAAGGAUGGCACAGUCACCCCCAAGGAGUUCAAGGAGAAGAUGGAGCAGCAAAAGAACUACACCACAGAGGAAAUCAACUUCCUGCUUAUGUGCUGUGACUGUAACCACGACGGCAAGAUCGACUACGUGGAGUUCACAGAGCGCUUCCACAACCCAGCCAAGGAAAUCGGCUUCAACCUGGCUGUGCUGCUCACCAACCUGUCCGAACACAUGCCCAAUGACCCCCGCCUUGCCAGAUUCCUUGAGACUGCCGGCUCUGUUCUCAACUACUUCGAGCCGUUCCUUGGUCGCAUUGAGAUCAUGGGUGGCUCCAAGCGCAUUGAGAGAGUAUACUUUGAGAUUAAGGAGGAAAACAUUGACCAGUGGGAGAAGCCACAGAUCAAGGAAUCCAAGCGAGGCUUCUUCUAUGCCAUCGUGACUGAGGGAGACAAGGAGAAGCUGGAAGCCUUCGUUAACUUCUGUGAGGAUGCCAUUUUUGAGAUGCAGCACGCAGCAGCACUCAUGGAGGAAGAGGAAGACGCACUGGCCAAGAAGACUAGUGCUGAUGCCCUCAAGUACCUGAGCGAGGAGGAUGAGGAGAAGACCGGCAUGGACCUGAUCAAGGCAAAGAUCGUUGGGUUCAAGGACUCGAUUUCGGAGGCUUGCUCAAUCCUUGCACCCUCCAACGUGAAGAGAAAGCUGAAGGAACUGAAGCAAAUGACCACCAUGGAGCUGCUGAUGGGCUUCUGCCGCCUCCUCUUCAUGAUCAUGUACCACAGUGUCUUUGGCAUCUUCUACCUCACACGCAGGAUAUGGACGGCCCUCAUGAACCUGAUGCAGGGACCACCGGCUGAACAGGCCUCAACAAAACAGGAGAAGGCAGGACCAUUAGUACCAUUAGCCGUGCCAGGUUUACCAGAGAUAGAGGCAAAGCCGGGACCUCCAGCCAUAGAAAUGAAGCCAGAAGGAGAACAACUUUCGUUGGAAGCCAAACCCGAGGAACACACUGAAGCAGACAAGAUGAAGCCAGUGCUGGAGGCUUUGGCGGAGCUGAAGGAGGACAUCAGCCCCGAGGAGGCCAUUGCGGCUGUCAAGAGUUUCGAGAGCACCACCGACCCUCAGGAAGAGAUGGCAGAGAAGAAGUCAGUGGAGAAGCAGCAGGAGGAGGCAAUGCAGGAGGCUGAGGUUCAACCCACCGUGGCAGAAGCUGAACCACCACCAGUAGCACAGGUGGACCUGAGCAGCUACAACAAGCGUGCCGUCAGCUUCCUUGCCAGGAACUUCUACAACCUCAAGUACGCUGCACUGGUGCUGGCCUUCUGCAUCAACUUCAUCCUGCUCUUCUUCCAGGCAUCAGCUAUCGCUGAGGAGGGUGAAGAGGAAGAGGAGGCCACCAUCAUGAACCCCUUUGCCUUUGGCUCUGGUGAUCUAUUGGGCUCUGGGGACGAGGCAGUGCUGGGCGAUGAUGCAGUGGAGGCAGAAUUAGGCUCUGGGAACUUCACUUUAGGCGAGGAUGAGGAAGAGGAAGAGGAAGAAGAUGCUGAGGAAUGGGUGCACAUGGAUGACCGUUACUUCUACCUGGAGCACAUCAUCCGCCUGUUCUCCGUCACUCACAGCCUCGUCGCCCUCUGCAUGCUGCUUGCCUACUACCACCUCAAGAUUCCACUCGUGAUCUUCAAGCGUGAGAAGGAUGUGGCAAGGCGGCUGGAGUUCGAUGGCAUCUACGUGGCAGAGCAGCCCGAGGACGAUGACAUCAAGGCCCACUGGGACAAACUCGUCAUCUCGGCCAAGAGCUUCCCCAACAACUACUGGGACAAGUUCGUAAAGAAGAAGGUGCGACAAAAGUACAGUGAGACAUACGACUUCGACGCCAUCUCCAACCUGCUUGGGAUGGAGACGACGAUGAGCUUCAAGCAGGAAGAGGCUUCCACUGGCUUUGUUGGCUUCCUCAGCUCAGUGGACUGGAGGUACCAAAUUUGGAAGGCCGGCGUUACGGUGACUGAUAAUCAAUUCCUGUACAAUCUGUGGUACCUCACCUUCUCCGUCCUGGGCAAUGUGAACUAUUUCUUCUUUGCCGCUCACCUGCUGGACGUGGCCGUGUCCAUCCCAUCACUCAAAACGAUCUUGCAGUCCGUCACCCACAAUGGAAAACAGCUGAUCUUGACGUGCAUGUUGCUCACCAUCAUUGUCUACUGCUACACCGUCAUCGCCUUCAACUUCUUCAGGAAAUUCUACGUCUCAGAGGAGGAUGACGUUGUGGACCAGAAGUGUCAUGACAUGAUGACGUGCUUCGUGUUCCACCUGUACAAAGGCGUGAGGGCUGGUGGUGGCAUCGGUGAUGAGAUUGAGUCUCCUGAUGGAGAUGAGUACGAGUUUUACCGCAUCAUCUUUGACAUUACAUUCUUCUUCUUCAUCAUCGUUAUCCUGCUCGCCAUCAUUCAGGGUUUGAUCAUUGACGCUUUUGGUGAGCUGAGAGACCAGCUGGAGUCGGUGAAGGAGAACCUGGAGAGCAACUGUUUCAUUUGCGGCAUAGGCAGUGACUACUUCGACGCAGUACCUCACGGCUUCGAUAUGCACGUCCUCAAGGAACACAACUUAGCCAACUACAUGUUCUUCUUGAUGCAUCUCAUCAACAAGGACGAGACUGAGUACACAGGGCAGGAGACCUACGUGUGGAACAUGUACCAGCAGCGGUGUUGGGACUUCUUCCCAGUUGGUGACUGCUUCAGGAAACAGUAUGAAGAAGAAUUAUCAGGUGGAGGGUCGGCUAGCUGAGCAGCCAUUUCUUCACCACCUCCGUAGCUCUAUAUCAAAGUGGCGAGGACACAGGUUUUUUGGUACAGAUCAUUCAUGAUGUUCAAUUGUUGCUAAUUGACAGCCUCAUGCAAUGCCUGGCAGCCAGCAGCAUACAGGGGCAGCCACUGAGCCCCUGUUCAGCUGAGGCUUUACACCCUUCAUAGCUAUUGACAGAUCUAGAACUUUAGUGUACAAGAAAAUAUCUACAUAUAUAUACGUAUAUAUAUAUUUAUUUAAGUAAUGCCAGAGUUUUGUAUAAAUUAGGAAUUUAUUAUAACAAACAAAUUCAGAAAGAAAACCAUGCAGCUUCUCUUGAUGAUCUAUAAAGCGAGAGCCUUUUCUCUCAAGGUUUAGCAUCAUAGUGCUUCAAAAGAAACUUUUAGUCCAAGCAGCCAGACAGUUGUGCGUGUGAUAUUAUUGUACUGCUACAACGCGGUAAGCCUGUCCUUGUUGUGGCGAGGGCAGCAGCGCGUCAGCUUGUUUCCUGUCCCACUCCCGAGACGUGAGGCAAAGCAGAAUGACUUGGUGUGGUGCUGUUGCUUCAGAUCCCCUUGUUACUACAUGCCCAGGAGCCACUGAUGUGUGUGUGUGUGUGUGUGUGUGUGUGUGUGUGUGUGUGUGUGUGUGUGUGUGUGUGUGUGUGUGUCCAAGCCUACGGUCUCACCCAUCGUCUCCUUUGCCUAAGCCUCACAUCUUCACUCUCCGGUCUCUGCUGCCCACCCUCUCUUCUCCUGACUUCUGAUUAAUUACCACAAGGAAGAGAGAAGGAUGAAUACAAAAAAUAACAAAAUUCACGAGGCCUUAGUAAUGAGAGGUGUGGGUUUUACCUGUGUUAGUAUUGUUUAAGGUUUUCUAUUCGCAUGCCUUGUUUGAGAGUCCGGAUACGGAAAUGGAGUGGUUCAAGAACACAACCUGCGUCCGAGCGAAGAUAGGAACACUUAAGCCGUUACCACGUUGUUUGUUUGUCUUCGCCUCUCACACCCCGAGUUGUAGAUAAGGAUAAUACCUAAGGGAAGGGAAGGCCUUUAACUGAACCCCUUCCUCUCACUCCCUCCUCUUCGCUUAAUCCACCCCGAAUUGUCGAUAAGGAAGACACCAAGGGGAGGGGAGGACAGGGGAAGGAGAGAAAAAGCACCUAAGAAAACAGCCUCGUUCUGAUUCCCUCCUCGUCCCCUGUGUAUACAUCAUAAAAGUGGUUGCUUAUUCUCUGCAACAAGAUAAUAAUGACAACUUUAAAGUAGCUCCUUUUCCAUUCAUUCUGUACCGUUCCCUCUAUCGUGUAGCUCACCAUGAGUUGCUCCUAACUAGAGUCCUGCCUUUUAUAGUUGUUGGCUCUUACUUUUUUUUUCUCUUCCAUUUUAUACUUACUCCCUGAAUUGAGAAGACACAAGUGUAGUUUCAAUGGCCGACACUUAGGUUGUUCCUCCCUCUCAAAGACGAGGUGGUGGUGGCCAAGCUAAAAGGGAGAGUGGUUCACAGUCCCCAAACCUUGACCUCUCCCUCUCCCUCAGUUGCUUUCAUCUAGUCAAAAGACUGAAGGUGUUGGGGGUCAGGGUUAAUAGAGGGAGAGUGGCUCAUGGUCCCUGGAUUUCGACCUCUCCCUCUCACCCUCUUGUUUAGUCUUGUCUAGUCAUAAUGGUGAGGGUGGUGCGGGUCAGUGCUUAGAGGGAGAAUGGUUAAUGGUCCCCAACCCCCUCCUCUCCCUCUGUUGCUUUCAUCUAGUCAAAUGUCCGAAUAGCUUUGUCAGUGUUCAAUGAUGGCGAGUUUCCCUCAAAGCAUCCUUGUUCUACUUCUCGUGUUCCUUCUGUCUACCUUUCCGCGAGAAAACAAUAUUUCCCACUACCGAUCGAUCGCAGGGAUUCUGUCUCCCACGUCUCGACACUCGUCCCAUUCAGCAAUCCAGCUUGGGAUCGUUCUGCAUAAUACACAUCGAUUACUCUGUUGUUUUUUAUUCAUAGUCUACUCUUUAGUUAAAUAAAUUGUAAGAGAAA
Eriocheir sinensis (Chinese mitten crab) is the source of this 17457-nucleotide messenger RNA. RefSeq names its product ryanodine receptor-like (gene RyR). The transcript is spliced from 95 exons. NCBI's taxonomy places the organism in Eukaryota, Metazoa, Arthropoda, Malacostraca, Decapoda, Varunidae. Bases 191 to 15445 code for a protein of 5084 amino acids. Gene Ontology annotation, cellular component: calcium channel complex; smooth endoplasmic reticulum; sarcoplasmic reticulum membrane. The record is from RefSeq and is a predicted model, not a curated record. Gene Ontology annotation, molecular function: protein binding; calcium ion binding; ryanodine-sensitive calcium-release channel activity. Gene Ontology annotation, biological process: intracellular calcium ion homeostasis; calcium ion transmembrane transport.